Molecule: messenger RNA, 1187 nt
Organism: Helianthus annuus (common sunflower)
Lineage: Eukaryota; Viridiplantae; Streptophyta; Magnoliopsida; Asterales; Asteraceae
Product: G-type lectin S-receptor-like serine/threonine-protein kinase SD1-1
Exons: 6
Coding region: 1-1170 (389 amino acids)
Biological process (GO): protein phosphorylation
Molecular function (GO): protein serine/threonine kinase activity; ATP binding
Source: RefSeq, a predicted model, not a curated record
AUGCACAAGAAGAGGAAGAAAGUAAUAUUCAUUGUGGCUAUUGUUUUCUUGUCUGCAACUGCUUUUGUACUUCUACUUGCUGCUAUGAUUCGAUUUCGCUCAUCAGUACAGGAACAUAGUGCAUUGGCAGAAUUUAGAUCUCAAGAGGAAGAUACAGCUGAUUGUCAUUUCUAUGAAUUGGACGAAAUCGCCACUGCAACUAAUAACUGGUCAAGUUCUAAUGAGGUUGGCGAAGGAGGGUUCGGUAGGGUCUAUAAGGGUCAAUUAGCACGUGGAGAGGAAGUAGCUGUAAAGAGGUUAGCCGACAGUUCUUGGCAAGGCAUUCGGGAAUUCAAAAACGAAGUCACGUUGAUAGCAAAGCUUCAACAUAGGAAUCUUGUGAAGCUCUUGGGAUAUUGCAUUGAAGGAAAUGAAAGGAUACUAGUAUAUGAAUACCUCCCAAACCACAGCCUAGAUCAAAUCAUUUUUGAUCAAGUCAAGAGAAGGCUCUUAAAGUGGGAUGUUCGUUUCAAGAUUAUCAAAGGAGUGACAAAAGGGCUUCUAUAUCUCCAUGACGAUUCGAGACUCAGAAUAAUACAUCGCGACUUAAAAGCAAGUAAUAUUUUGCUGGAUAAAGAUAUGAACCCCAAGAUUUCUGACUUUGGAUUGGCAAGAAUUCUCGCAAGUGAGAAAGAGGAAACGACAAACCGAGUAAUUGGAACACAUGGUUAUAUGCCUCCAGAAUAUAUAAUGAACGGCCAUUUUUCGACCAAAUCUGAUGUCUAUAGCUUUGGAGUUUUGGUCUUGGAGAUAAUAAGUGGGAAAAAGAAUUGGGGAUUUCAUCAUCCUGAUCAUAAUCUAAACCUGCUAGGUCAUGCAUGGAAGUUGUGGACUGCAGGACGACCCCUAGAACUAAUGGACCCGGUAUUAGUUGAGUCGGCCUUUCAGAAGGAUGAGGUGAUAAAGUGUAUACAUAUUGGUUUGUUAUGUGUUCAAAAGCAGCCUGAAGAUCGGCCUACAAUGUCUGAGGUUGUCAACAUGGAACAAGGUGAUAAUUUUGUUUCGGUACGCCAACCAGACGAACCUGGUUUCUAUGCUGGUAGGUCUUUAAUUGGAAUAGGGAUUUCUACAAUAGAAAGGGAGCUUAACAGUGUAAAUGAGGUAACGAUGACGACUAUAGCUGGACGAUAGGUCAGAAGAACUAAAUU